GCCGAGCAGGAGAGGAGACGUUGCUCUUUUCCAGUAACGACAUCGCAUUCUCAGACUCCGUAAGAAAGCGAGAGAAAGCGCAAGCCUAAAUUCCUCCUACCCAAUCCUCUAAUUCUUUGUUUUCUCUUUAAUUCUUCAGUAUUACAUCUUCUCCACAAAGAAACAAACAAAAAGGCUUUUUCGUGCUCAAUUUUGUUUUCCCUUUUUUUUUUUGAGUAGGUUUUAGGUUAACUUUUCUCUUCAACUCUCAAUCAUUGGGUUGUAAAUCGGUGUUUCCCGUGUUUAACGAUUUAGAGGGUGAUUUAGUCGAGUCAGACUCAGGAGGAAUGUUCUUCUCUGGCGAUCCGUCGACUCGAAAGCGAGUUGAUUUAGGGGGUCGGAGCACAAAAGAGAGGGAUAGGCAGAAACUUCUGGAGCAAACCAGGUUAGAGCGGAACCGGCGACUCUGGUUGCGCCAGCAGAACAGUGCAGCUCUUAAAAUUCAGAAAUGCUUCAGAGGUAGGAAGGCAGUGCUAGCUGAAAAAGCAAAAGUGCGAGAUCAGUUUCGCAUAACGUAUGGGGAGAACUGCCAACGUGUAGACAGGCAUUGUUUUGGUCCGGAUUCAGAGUUUCUUCGGCAGCUGUUAUUUUUCUUUGAUGCACAAAACGUUGGUGAUGUUUCUGUCCUUGUGGAAACAUGCAGAUUACUUCAGCAUUUUGUUAGAGAUGCAGGGGAUGUUGUGAGCCUCUUUGCUGGAGCAGAUUAUUUGUAUAAUCAUUCUUUGGUGGACUACAGAGUGAGGCGAUUUGUAUAUAUCUGUGUCCAGGCAGUAUAUCAUAAAAGAAAUCGGUUGAAGCUUCAAUUAUUUAUGGAACCUGAGGAUUCUAACAAGUCAUCGACUGUCUUGCUAGAAGCUGUGAUUUUGUUAAUAGAUCCAAAACUCCCCUGGGUUUGUAAGAUAAUUGGGUAUCUAUUGCAGAGAAAUGCAUUCGCUUUGUUUCGGGAGAUUGUUCUUACAGAGAAGGAAAAUGUAAAACCUUUAAUUUCCUUUGGGAAAAUAUCUUCUUCACUGGAGCGUGUGCUUGUGCUCAUAAUCUCUCAUGUUGGUCGGACGCCUUGCCUUUGUCAAAAUAUUGAUCCAUGUUGGAGUUUCCCGUCCCAGAUUCUAACAAUUCCUUUCCUGUGGCAGAUUUUCCCCCAUCUAAAAGAGGUUUUUGGAACUCGGGAGCUGAGCCAGCAUUACAUUCAUCGGAUGGCAUUCCCCGUACAAAGUAAUGCUAAUUUAUUGCCUGAUGAUGUUUCAGCAGAGUAUCCUGGUUAUGCUUGCCUUCUUGGAAAUAUAUUAGAAACUGCGGUAGUUGCUUUAUCUCAGCCUGACUGCUCUUUUGAAAUGGCCAUAGAUCUUGCAGCUGUUAUAACAUUCUUGCUGGAGGCACUUCCUCCUCUAAAGCUGUCUAAUAGAGAAAAUAAAGAAAAUUCCAUGGUAGGUGAGGAUGAUGUACCUGGCAGUGAUGAAGGUAUUGAAAUAGCUCUGAAUAGGGAUUUGGAACAGCAGAUAACCACUGCUAUUGAUUCACGAUUUCUUCUUCAAUUGACAACUGUGCUAUUUCGAGGAUGUUCACCUGGUUCGCAUGGUGAAGCACCAGAAUCUAAAGAGGUGGCAGCAAUUGGUGCUGCCUGUGCUUUUCUGCACGUUACUUUCAAUUCGUUACCUCUUGAGAGAAUCAUGACCGUACUCGCUUAUAGAACUGAAUUUAUUCCUGUGCUUUGGAGUUUUAUGAAGCGGUGUCAUGAGAAUCAAAAGUGGCCGUCCUUGCCUGAGCGGUUCUCUUAUCUCUUAGGAGAUGCACCUGGUUGUCUACUACCUCUGGCUGCUUUCUGUCCUGUAUACAAGCACAUGCUUAUGAUUGUUGAUAAUGAGGAGUUCUAUGAACGAGAAAAGCCAUUAUCAUUGACAGACAUCAGAUGCCUGAUUGUUAUUCUGAGACAGGCAUUGUGGCAGCUCUUGUGGGUGAAUCCUAUGUCACACCCUUCUUCGGUGAAAUCUGUCACCAACACCCCUGUAAUUAAGGGCCAUCAUGUUGAGUCCAUUGAACAAAGGGUUAGUACUGUAGCAGCUGAGCUCCUCUCACAGUUGCAAGAUUGGAACAAUAGAAGACAGUUUACACCUCCUGGCGACUUCCACGCUGAUGGCGUGAGUGAGUUUUUCAUGUCUCAGGCAGUAAUAGAAGGAACCAAAGCAAAUGAUAUACUGAAGCGGGCUCCUUUCUUGGUACCUUUUACGAGCAGGGUUAAAAUAUUCACUUCACAAUUAGCUGCAGCCAGGCAAAGGAAUGGGUCUCAAAGCGUUUUCACAAGAAAUCGGUUUCGUAUACGACGGGAUCACAUUCUGGAAGAUGCCUACAAUCAAAUGAGUGCCUUAUCUGAAGAGGAUCUCCGAGGAGCGAUUCGUGUUACGUUUGUCAAUGAGUUUGGUGUUGAGGAGGCUGGUAUUGAUGGUGGUGGAAUCUUCAAGGAUUUUAUGGAGAAUAUUACUAGAGCAGCCUUUGAUGUGCAGUAUGGAUUGUUUAAGGAAACAUCCGAUCACCUGCUUUUCCCUAAUCCUGGGUCAGGAAUGAUCCAUGAACAACAUCUCCAAUUUUUUCAUUUUCUUGGAACACUUCUUGGAAAGGCCAUGUUUGAAGGGAUUCUUAUUGAUAUACCUUUUGCAACUUUCUUCUUGAGCAAAUUAAAGCAAAAGUACAACUAUUUGAAUGAUUUGCCUUCAUUGGACCCAGAAUUAUAUCGCCACCUCAUUUUCUUAAAGCACUAUAAAGGUGAUCUUUCAGAGUUGGAGCUUUACUUUGUUAUUGUAAAUAAUGAAUAUGGAGAACAAAUAGAAGAAGAGCUGCUUCCAGGUGGAAGAAACAUACGCGUCACGAAUGAGAAUGUCAUCACAUUUAUCCAUCUUGUUUCCAAUCAUCGUUUGAAUUUUCAGAUACGUCAACAAAGUUCUCAUUUCUUAAGAGGCUUUCAGCAACUUAUACAGAAAGUUUGGAUUGAUAUGUUUAAUGAGCAUGAGCUUCAGCUUCUGAUAUCGGGUUCGCUCGAUAGCUUAGAUGUUGAUGACCUUCGAAUAAAUACCAACUAUGCGGGUGGUUAUCAUGCUGCACACUAUGUCAUUGAGAUGUUCUGGGAAGUGGUCAAAGGGUUUUCAUUGGAAAAUCAAAAGAAAUUUUUGAAGUUUGUGACCGGGUGCUCUCGAGGGCCACUACUUGGAUUUAAAUACCUCGAGCCUUUAUUCUGCAUACAAAGGGCUGGUGGUAGUGCUUCUGAAGAGAUUCUUGAUCGAUUGCCAACAUCUGCUACUUGUAUGAAUCUUCUAAAGCUUCCUCCAUAUAGAAGCAAAGAUCAAUUGGAAACAAAAUUGCUGUAUGCUAUCAAUGCGGAUGCUGGUUUUGAUUUGAGCUGACAAUCGGAUGUACUUUAUGAUUGCGCCAAAAAUCAUAGUAUAUGACAACUGGAAGCUUCAUUAUUUCCACAACGGCACCAUUUCCUGGAUUUCAUGGAAGCCAUAUUAAUACAUGCUUCUGCUAAUGGGUCCAUAAGGGAUUAUAAAGGGUGUGGAAGGACGACUAGAGAGGAUGCUAUACCAUAGUGCAUGCCCACAAGCUUCAAGAAGCCAGUCGAUUUGUAGAUUCUGGACCUCUUGCAAGUAGAGGCCAAAAGCCAUCUAUUGUUAAAACUAAAAUGUGUGGUAAACAAUUCUGUAAAUUAGAAGGGUAUAUGAUUGUUACGUAGGUUCCUUUCGAAAAGGUUUGCAACUGUCUGCUUUUGAAUCAAUUUGUACUUAUUAUUUGUAAAUGAGGUAAUGAUGAAUUUACUGGGGGUAAGUAGUGGUACCCAACUUCUACUCUUAAAUAUUUGUUAAAAGCAUCUAGUGUUCCUUCCUGCAAAAAGCAUCUAGUGCAAAAAGGGUGAAGGAAAAGAGAUUCUCAUGCU
Molecule: messenger RNA, 3961 nt
Organism: Tripterygium wilfordii
Lineage: Eukaryota; Viridiplantae; Streptophyta; Magnoliopsida; Celastrales; Celastraceae
Product: E3 ubiquitin-protein ligase UPL6
Exons: 26
Coding region: 327-3431 (1034 amino acids)
Biological process (GO): protein polyubiquitination; ubiquitin-dependent protein catabolic process
Molecular function (GO): ubiquitin protein ligase activity
Source: RefSeq, a predicted model, not a curated record